AAACCCUAGCAAUAUUUACAGAUAAAGCUUUACGCCAUUUCGAUUCUUGCCACCGUUUCUGCAACCUGCUCAUCUAACAAUGGCCUCAGAGAGGAAGCUUGCGAACCCAAUGAGGGAAAUUAAGGUUCAGAAACUCGUCCUCAAUAUUUCAGUCGGAGAAAGCGGCGAUCGUCUCACCCGUGCUGCCAAGGUUUUGGAGCAACUGAGCGGCCAAUCCCCUGUUUUCUCAAAGGCAAGGUACACUGUGAGGUCUUUUGGGAUCAGGCGUAAUGAAAAGAUUGCAUGUUAUGUCACUGUUAGAGGAGACAAGGCCAUGCAACUUUUGGAAAGUGGUUUGAAGGUGAAGGAAUACGAGUUGUUGAGGCGCAACUUUAGUGACACUGGAUGCUUUGGAUUUGGUAUUCAAGAGCACAUCGAUCUUGGUAUCAAGUAUGAUCCGUCUACGGGUAUCUAUGGUAUGGAUUUCUUUGUGGUUCUAGAACGUCCCGGAUACCGUGUUGGCCGUCGUCGUAGGUGCAAGGCGCGUGUUGGGAUCCAACACCGAGUGACAAAGGAUGAUGCAAUGAAAUGGUUUCAAGUGAAAUACGAGGGUGUCAUUCUCAACAAAUCUCAACAAAUUGGAGCUUAGAUUUAUUAUCAAUAUUAUUGUCUUCUUUUUGUAAAAUUUUGGAGUUUGGUUCUUGAAAGUUUUACUAUUGAGGAUUAUGGUUAAUGUGAGUUUUGUUUUGUUUUGGACCCUUUUGAAGGAAAUAUGAAUUUUAGUUAUGCUUUUGAUUUAGACGAUCU
This is a messenger RNA of Lactuca virosa, 786 nucleotides long. The record is from the annotation of a GenBank genome assembly. NCBI's taxonomy places the organism in Eukaryota, Viridiplantae, Streptophyta, Magnoliopsida, Asterales, Asteraceae.